Molecule: messenger RNA, 1237 nt
Organism: Neltuma alba
Lineage: Eukaryota; Viridiplantae; Streptophyta; Magnoliopsida; Fabales; Fabaceae
Exons: 6
Coding region: 212-1237 (341 amino acids)
Source: RefSeq, a predicted model, not a curated record
GGCCACCUUACCAGGAAGCUUCAUCAAUUUACCAAAUGCAGUCCCUUGAAUAUAUUCCUCUUUUCCGUUUCGUUUCUCUUCCGUGAAUUUUCUGUUCUCAGGUUUCGGAUUCCCUCGUCGUCUGUUCUUCGUGUUUAGGAGUCGCUCCUGCUUGUUCAGUCGAAUUUCUGGAGGUUUCUGUCACUUUCUCGCGAAACUUUUCCGCUAGAUCAUGUCUUGCUGCUUCGGAAGCUCGCUCACCAAUUUCGAACGCUUUCUUCAAUGUAUCACUCCGGUGGUUCCUUCGAAGAAUGUUUCUCAGAGCUGCAUUAGUGAUCUGAAUACCCGGGGGCAACCUCUUGGCAAGGACACAGUUGAGUACUUCACAUUGAAAGAUCUGUGGGACUGUUACAAGGAGUGGAGUGCAUUUGGUGCUGGAACAAAUGUGAUGUUGGAAAGUGGUGAAUCUGUGAUGCAAUUUUUUGUUCCUUAUUUAUCAUCCAUCCAUAUCUACAGCGACAAACCUGUUGCGCCUUCUAGGAACAGGAGAGAAGAGGGUGAUGGAGUUGAACUCGAAAGCGACACGUGGAGUGAUGACAGUGGAAGUGACAAUUCAUCUCCAUCAUUAAGUAACAACUCGAGCAAAUCAUGGGAUGCUGUGUCUGAGGACUCAAAUUGUGACCAAGACGGUUCAUGGUCGAGAAAGAAUAGGCCUGGCUACCUCUAUUUACAGUACACAGAGGUGUCUUCGCCUUAUCAGAGGGUUCCACUUGUGCAGAAGAUAGAUGAGUUAGCAAGAACCCAUCCAGCAUUAAUGACCCUGAGAAGUAUUGAUCUUUCGCCGGCAAGUUGGAUGGCAGUUGCUUGGUACCCUAUAUAUUCCAUACCAAGUGUGAAGAACGAAAAGGACUUGGAAACAUGCUUCCUUACAUACCAUACAUUGUCUUCGUCUUUCCAAGAUAACAUGGAGGAAUACCAAGACAUUGAGUUAGGGAAAUGCAUGUGUUGUUGUUGUGGUGGUGGCGCACAGAAGAAGGAGCCGGUAGGAGAGAAAUUGACGGGUGGCGGUGGCGGGUGGAUGUCGGUGCCGCCAUUCGGAGUGGCAACAUACAAAAUGCAGGGGGACAUAUGGGUGAAUCCUGAGUCCUGGGAUUCUGAGAGGCUAACCUUUCUUUAUGGUGCCGCUGAUUCAUGGCUGAAGCAACUCAAUCUUUAUCACCAUGACUUCAACUUUUUUACCUUUCACUCCGCCCUGUAA